Molecule: messenger RNA, 591 nt
Organism: Acanthosepion pharaonis
Lineage: Eukaryota; Metazoa; Mollusca; Cephalopoda; Sepiida; Sepiidae
Source: the annotation of a GenBank genome assembly
AUGAGUUGCUGUAUUUUGUCUUUUGUCUCUUUUUUUGUCGUUUUUGUCUCUUUUUUUUUUGUCGUUUUUGUCUCUUUUUUUGUCCUUUUUGUCUCUUUUUUUUUUUUUUUGUCUCUUUUUUUUUGUCCUUUUUUUCUGUUUUUUUUUUGUCCUUUUUGUCUCUUUUUUUUUUGUCCUUUUUGUCUUUUUUUUUUUUGUUUUUUUUUUUUUUUGUCCUUUUUGUCUCUUUUUUUUUUUGUCCUUUUUGUCUCUUUUUUUUUUGUCCUUUUUGUCUCUUUUUUUUUUUUGUCCUUUUUGUCUCUUUUUUUUUGUCCUUUUUUGUCUCUUUUUUUUUUGUCCUUUUGUCUUUUUUUUUUGUCCUUUUUGUCUCUUUUUUUUUGUCCUUUUGUCUUUUUUUUUUUUUGUCCUUUUGUCUUUUUUUUUUUUGUCCUUUUGUCUUUUUUUUUUUUGUCCUUUUUGUCUCUUUUUUUUUGUCCUUUUUGUCUUUGUAUAUGUCUGUUUUUAGAGGGGUUUUCCUUUUCUUUUUUUUUUCUUGAGGUGUUGUUUAAGGGGUCUUUUUUCCUUUCGAAAAAAAACGCAUAUGUUUAUUAA